UAACCUAUCCUUUUUUGUAGGUUAGAUUUAAAAGAAAUUGUUUUUGUGGUUUGUGUAUUUCAAAAUUAUAUAUAUAACGAUAGGUAACGUAUCUGACAUGGAACGUGUACCGGAAAAUGGUUCAGAUUGCGAAUCAAACAAUCAAGAAAAUGUUGACAAAGUUUUGGAGCCUAAACAAGUAAAGUCAAAGAAAACUAGAAAGCGUGGGAUUAUUUAUCUAUCCACGAUUCCUCCUUACAUGAAUGUAGCUAAGAUAAGGGAAAUAUUCAGUCAAUACGGAGAUGUUGGAAGGAUAUACUUACAGUCGAGUUCCAAACCAGGUGAGAAAAGGAAGAUGCGAAGGCCGAAUUUAUUCACAGAGGGUUGGGUGGAGUUUGAAAAGAAAAGUGUAGCAAAAUCAGUUACAUCUCUCUUGAAUAAUACAAAAAUAGGUACAAGAAAAAAGUCUCGUUACUAUGACAUGAUUUGGAACAUUAAAUACAUUCCACGAUUUAAAUGGAUACAUCUGAGUGAACGACUUACAUAUGAGAGAGCAGCUAUGAAGCAGAGGUUGCAAGCAGAGAUAUCACAGGCAAAGAAAGAAGCACAUUACUUGCAAACCAAUGUUGAGAAAAGCAAGAAAUUAAAAAAGAAAAGAGCCAUAGCCCAUGAAUAAAAUUAGUUUAUAAAUAAAACAAUUUUUAUUAAAACAGAAAAUU
Bicyclus anynana (squinting bush brown) is the source of this 698-nucleotide messenger RNA. RefSeq lists its product as uncharacterized. The coding region runs from base 98 to 655 and encodes 185 amino acids. The record is from RefSeq and is a predicted model, not a curated record. Gene Ontology annotation, biological process: endonucleolytic cleavage to generate mature 5'-end of SSU-rRNA from (SSU-rRNA, 5.8S rRNA, LSU-rRNA); endonucleolytic cleavage in 5'-ETS of tricistronic rRNA transcript (SSU-rRNA, 5.8S rRNA, LSU-rRNA); endonucleolytic cleavage in ITS1 to separate SSU-rRNA from 5.8S rRNA and LSU-rRNA from tricistronic rRNA transcript (SSU-rRNA, 5.8S rRNA, LSU-rRNA). Gene Ontology annotation, cellular component: nucleolus. Lineage: Eukaryota; Metazoa; Arthropoda; Insecta; Lepidoptera; Nymphalidae. The transcript is spliced from 3 exons. Gene Ontology annotation, molecular function: RNA binding.